Messenger RNA from Daphnia carinata, 1552 nucleotides. It is a transcript of the gene Alg1, whose product is annotated as chitobiosyldiphosphodolichol beta-mannosyltransferase-like. Gene Ontology annotation, cellular component: endoplasmic reticulum. The transcript is spliced from 9 exons. The record is from RefSeq and is a predicted model, not a curated record. The coding region runs from base 134 to 1432 and encodes 432 amino acids. Gene Ontology annotation, molecular function: mannosyltransferase activity. Lineage: Eukaryota; Metazoa; Arthropoda; Branchiopoda; Diplostraca; Daphniidae.
UUUCUCUAUCUAGAAGUCCAUGUCUGUGUAAGUAACUCAAAAAUACAUGACGUGAGCUGAUAUUACACUAAUCUAACAGCAAAAAAUUUGGGUACAUGGCUUACAAGAAGAAUCGUACUGAAAUUUAACGAGAAUGACAAAGAAACGUGCUUGCGUUAUCGUAUUAGGAGAUGUAGGGAGGAGCCCAAGGAUGCAGUAUCAUGCCUUGUCACUAGCAAAAGAAGAAUAUGAUGUGGAUGUUGUAGGAUAUAGCGGAUCAUCCCCUUAUUCGGAUGUUUUGUUUUCUUCUAGAAUUUCAUUUCAUUUUAUGAAGCAGCCUCCAGUGUUUAGUUACAUUCUACCGAAGUUCAUCUCCUACUUCCUCAAAGUUAUUUGGCAAACCUGUUUCUUGGCAUGGAUUCUCUUGUGGAUACCGAAACCAAAUUUCUAUCUUGUCCAAAACCCUCCGUCAGUUCCUACAUUACCAAUUUGUUGGUUGAUUUCCAGACUUCGUAGAUCUCAGCUUAUAAUUGAUUGGCACAAUUAUGGAUACACAAUCAUGGGACUUGUUAUUGGUCCAAACCAUAUCCUCACAAGAAUUUCGUAUCAUAUUGAAGCUCUGUUUGGAAGAUUCGCUAACUUAAAUUUUUGUGUAACAAAAGCUAUGAGUUAUGAUCUUCAGCAAAACUGGGGAGUUCGUGCCAUUACGCUGUAUGAUCGGCCUGCCGAGAUCUUCCAACCUGUCUCAUUACCAGAAAAGCAUGAACUUUUUCUCAAAUUGGGAAAGGAUUAUCAUGAAUUCUCCUCCAGCCGACCGGAUGACACCCUUUUAACAGAACGAUUCGCCGAUGGCCAAGUCCGACUACGUGAAGAUCGCCCUGGUCUUCUUAUAUCAAGCACAUCUUGGACGGAGGAUGAGGAUUUCUCUAUUUUACUCGAUGCACUGGAUGAAUACGAAUUAAAUCGAUCGGUCAAUUCGUCGGAUUAUCCGCCAUUGAUGUGUGUUAUAACAGGAAAAGGACCGCUAAAAAGUUACUACAGCAACAUUAUUCAAGCAAAGCAGUGGCAGCAUGUAGAAAUCUGCACCCCUUGGCUCGAACCAGAAGAUUAUCCAAAGCUCAUCGCCAGUGCUGACCUUGGAGUAUGCCUUCAUACAUCUUCAUCUGGCUUUGACUUACCGAUGAAAGUGGUCGACAUGUUCGGAUGCGGCUUGCCUGUCUGCGCCGUCGGAUACAACUGUUUAGAUGAGCUGAUUACGGAUAAAGAAAACGGGAUGAUCUUUAAGACAGCAGGGGACUUAGCUGACCAACUACUGAAUUGGUUCCAUGGUUUUCCGCGAGAUAACGAGGAGAAUCGACAAUUUUACAGACAAAAUCUGAAAGUCUAUCAAAAUCUCCGCUGGCACGAAGAAUGGAGGAAAAUAGUACUUCCUCAUUUGCCAUCAACUAACUGACUGUUUCUUGUGUUAACGUGCAGUAGAGGUCAAGAAAUCUAUAUUCAACUUCCAUUGGUCAUUCAGUAAAAUUGAUAAUUACGAACGUGAUAUGCCAACUGAAUAUAAUAUUUUCUCGUA